Anneissia japonica is the source of this 3254-nucleotide messenger RNA. RefSeq names its product patched domain-containing protein 3-like. The transcript is spliced from 3 exons. Lineage: Eukaryota; Metazoa; Echinodermata; Crinoidea; Comatulida; Comatulidae. The record is from RefSeq and is a predicted model, not a curated record. Gene Ontology annotation, cellular component: membrane. Bases 364 to 3162 code for a protein of 932 amino acids.
AUUAUGGCAAUAAUAAAGCCAGAGAUUAAGGCAUAUGCGAUUGUUAACAACUCAAGGUCAAGGGUGGAUCAUCAAGCCUGUAUAAUCACACACUGUAACACAUUAUAUACAAUCCGUCGUGGCAGUAAGAUUGUGUUUAUCUAUUUAACUGGUUGCUUAGUCAUAUUUACUCCUGUACGUACAAUACAUAUACGCUUCAAUAAAUAUUUCAAACUUCCAUGGAGCUAGCCGUUUUAGACACUGACCAAUGGUGAAAUUUAACCUGUGCUGCAUUUUUCAGUGUCUGCUAUCUUCGCCACCAACACAACGAGAUCCUCAGCCGGGAUUGUAAUUCAGAUUGUUUUCAAAUUACGUUCCUGAAUUAUGAAGCGCCCUCGACUAGACUUUAUUGAACGAGGCCUCACCAAGUUGUAUGCAAAGUAUGGUCGUAUUAUCGCCCGCUGUCCAUUGCCAUUUCUUAUAAUCCCUGUACUGACUGCUAUCGGACUAGGAUACGGCUUGAAAUACCUAAAAACUGUAUCCAGUGUCGAGUACCUUUAUACACCACUAGACGGUCAGGGUAAAAUUGAUCGUGAUACGGUUGAAUCUUUUUUCACAUCAGAAGAUGUUGACGCUGCGUCUGUUACGCGACUGUCACGUACCAUUUUGUAUUCUUGGGCUAUUAUUACAACGAAGGAUAUCAACGGCAAUACCCUCUCCACUGACAUAUUUAGAGAUAUUCUUAAUUUGGAUGAACAAUUGAAAAAUAUAACCAUCGUAAGCAAUGAUACUGUGUACGGUUGGAACGAUGUCUGUCUGGCUGUUAAUGGAGAGUGUCUUCCUCUGUUAGUGCUCGCGGCAUUUAGAGAUGAUGUGGACAAUCUUGAUAAUUUACAAAUAACAUACCCAGUAUACACAGAUGGCACAACCGGAAACCAGUAUUUCCUUGGAACUGAUGUUGGCGGCGUUACUUUAAAAUCGGGCUCUGAUGUUUUACUCGAGCGUGCGUUUGCGGUGAAGUUAAAUUAUUAUCUUUCUAUUGAUAGGAGUGUUAGACAAGCAACGAAUCUUUGGAGCAGCGCAUUCCUCAAUUUUCUUCUGAACUACGAAUCAGAUUUGAUUGAUGUGCGCGUUUACACGACACGGUCAUUAGACACUGAAUUGAGCAAAGUUGUAGAUCAAAUUGUACCAAUUUUCGCAGUAGGAGGCUCGCUUUUGAUAGCCUAUGCGAUCUUGUCAAGUAACAAACGUGACUGGGUACAGAACAAGCCGUUUCUGUGUCUCAGUGGCGUGAUAUCCGCUUUACUUGCAAUAUUGUCGUCAUUCGGCCUUCUUAGCUACUGUGGAUUUGAAUUCACCGAGGUGGUGGCAUGUCUACCAGUUCUCAUUCUGAGUAUUGGCGUCGAUGACAUGUUUAUUAUGUUGGCUGCUUGGAGAAAUACAGACAUUCGCCAAUCUGUCGAAGACAGGAUGUCCAGAGCAUUUAGCGAAGCCGCGUUGUCCAUCACCAUAACGAGUAUCACAGACGGAAUUGCUUUCGCUGUAGGUGCCUUCUCCAGAUUUCCAUCUGUCCGGAUAUUUUGCACGUAUGCUGCUGCCGCCGUGACCGCGGACUUUAUCUUUCAGAUUACAUUUUUCGCGGCAGCUUUGGCGUUGUUCGGUUACCGUGAAUCUAGCAAUCGCCACUGCCUGACUUGUUUCAAAGUAAAGCCCAACGACGAAGCACCGAAUUUGGCCUACAGGGUGAUGUGCGCCGGUGGGCCGUCACAGUCAACAACCACGACAUCUGAAAUCGCCCCCAGCUCGCUUAUGCGGUUUUUCAAAAGCGUGUUUGGACCGAUAGUCUUACACAACGUUUCGAAAGUCAUUAUCCUAAUUUCUUAUGGAGUAUAUUUGGGAUUUGGUAUCUGGGGUGUGUUAAAUGUAGAUGAGGGUCUGGCCCUCACAAGUUUAGCGGCUGAUGACUCAUAUGUGAACGAUUUCUAUGAAUAUGAAUACAGAUAUUUUCGCGAGUACGGCCCGAGUAUAAUGUUGACCAUUACCGAAACGGUCGACUAUUCUGACGUUUCCGCUCAAGAAAGCAUUGAAAAUCUUGUAUCAGACUACGAAGCGCUCAACGUCAUCCACACUUCAACAUUCACUGAAUCAUGGCUUCGUUUUUACCUGCAAUAUCUGGCAGCUGCAAACAUUACUUAUAGCAGUAAUGAAGAAUUUGUCGCGAUAUUACGCCAACAGUUCUUACAGCUCAACGCGUAUGCUCAUUAUGCGCAGGACAUUGUCUUCGCCGACGAUACUUCGACAGACAUAAUUGCAUCACGGUUCAUUUUAAUAUCCAAAGAUAUCAGCAGCACGUACAGAGAACAAGAAUUGUUAGUUCAAACUCGUGAUCUUUUGGAUAGUUCACCGUAUGAAACAUUGGUGUAUAAUGCUCUUUAUGUCUUCUUCGAUCAAUAUACUGCCAUUUUACCGGCCACUUUGCAGAACCUAGGAAUAGCUCUUGCGGCCAUGUUGAUAGUAUCUAUUCUCCUUAUUCCAAGUCUGAGCUGCAGUAUUUGGGUUGUAGCUGCGAUCGCUUCCAUUGAGGUUGGCGUUAUUGGUUACAUGACGUUUUGGGGCGUGCGUCUGGAUUCCAUUUCCAUGAUCGUCAUCAUUCUGUGCAUCGGAUUUAGUGUCGAUUUCUCCGCACAUAUUACUUACUCGUACACAAUAGCCCCUGGAAAAACCAAGAAAAUGCGAAUGAAUAACGCGUUAUUUUUACUCGGUAUGCCCAUGCUACAAGGCGCCGUUUCGACAAUCUUAGGCGUGCUUACGUUGGCUUUCUCUUCGUAUUACAUCUUCCGUACAUUGUUUAAGACUCUUUUUCUGGUGAUUGUUUUUGGACUGUAUCACGGGUUAUUCGUCCUACCAGUUCUGUUAUCACUCUUCGGGCCUACUUCUUCUAAGAGUAUUCGGAAGGAUAAGACUACCAGGAAGUCUGUGAGAGGUAUGAGCUUUAAUUCGCAUGGUACUCGACGCGCAUUAAAAAAGAGAGACACACUAAUGGCAAAACAAAAAGCAGAUGAUAAUUAUGAAGUCUCGGUUGCUGAUGGUGUCGACGAAAUGAACACAGGCAGUGAACAAACUUGCCCCGUAAAAAGGGAUCCGAUUGUUGAAUUUAAUAACAAAACGAUUGUUUUUAAGUGAGAUUUAGUUGCAAAAUAUAAAAAUUACGUUUUAUUUUUUGUUCGUGUUGGUAGAACAAAUCAACACUUUCCAAUAUACAAUACAAUUAGAGC